Erythranthe guttata (spotted monkey flower) is the source of this 1593-nucleotide messenger RNA. Its product is annotated as protein JINGUBANG. Lineage: Eukaryota; Viridiplantae; Streptophyta; Magnoliopsida; Lamiales; Phrymaceae. The record is from RefSeq and is a predicted model, not a curated record. Gene Ontology annotation, molecular function: protein binding.
AUAGUUUCUUCUCUCAAGAAUUCUGAAAAAGAAGUAAAAAAAUGGAACAACAGCAGUACAAAAUGAGGAGCAAGAGUAGAUCAAGCAAUAAUAAUCAUCUCUGCAACUUGUUCGAAGAAGAAGAAACUAGUACAGUUCAUAAUAUUCCACCGCCGCCGCGCAUGAUCUCCUUCAAAUCCCAGCCACCACAAAUAAUCAGCUACGACCACCGCCACGACAAUCUCCUCUACAGCCCUUCUAGAUCCUCCACCCCUCUACCGCCGCCCAGCCCCGAUUCCCCCUGGACCCUCUCCCCCCACCACACCCCUUCUCCCUCCCUCCUCCACCACUGCAUCGCCUCCCUCCACCGCCACGACGGCAUCAUCUUCUCCAUCGCCGCCGCCAAGGGGCUCGUCUUCACCGGCUCCGAGAGCUCCCGCGUCCGCGCCUGGCGCCAGCCUGACUGCACCGAGCGUGGCUGCUUCAAGUCCACCUCCGGCGAAGUCCGCGCCAUCCUCGCCAGAGGAAACAUGCUCUUCACUUCCCACAAGGACCGAAAAGUCCGCGUCUGGAACAUCACCGCCGCGCCGGAAAACUUCCAGGCGAAGAAACUCACUAAUCUGCCAAGAAACAGGUCCAUUUUCAAGUUCCCGAGCGGCGGCAACAACAGGCACAAAGACUGCAUUUCCUGCAUGGCGUACAACCACGCGGAGGGGCUUCUCUACACGGGCUCCUACGAUAAAACGGUCAAGGUCUGGAGAAUCUCCGACAGCCGCUGCGUUGACUCAAUCGCCGCCCACGACGACCACAUAAACGCUGUCGUGGUCAACCAGGACGACGGCUGCGUCUUCACGUGCUCCUCCGACGGCUCCGUCAAGAUAUGGCGGCGCGUGUACGGACAGAGCUCCCACACCCUGACCAUGACGCUGAAGUUCCAGCCGUCGCCGGUGAACGCCCUGGCCAUAAGCCCAUCCCCGCCGAACUCGUGCUUCCUCUACUCCGGCUCCUCCGACGGGUUCAUCAACUUCUGGGAGAAGGAAAAAAUGUCCGGCAGGUACAACCACGGCGGCUUCUUACAGGGCCACAGAUUCUCCGUCCUCUGUCUCGUCGCCAUAGAGAAGCUGCUGUUCAGUGGAUCGGAGGACACGACGAUUAGGGUUUGGAGAAGAGAAGAAGGGAGCUGCUUCCAUGAAUGCAUGGCGGUUCUCGACGCCCACAGAGGCCCGGUGAAAUGCCUGGCGGCGACGCUGGAAAUCGAGAAAGUAGUUGUCAUGGGGUUCUUGGUCUACAGCUCCGGCCUGGAUCAAACGUUUAAGGUUUGGAGGAUUAAGGUUUUGCCGCCGCCGGAGGAGGAGGAGAAGAGUAAUCACCAUCACCACCACCACCACCGGCAACGAGUUGAACCUAUAGAUACAACUCAUCAUGAUUUGAAUAUUACAGAGUAUGAAAUGAGCCCUGUGUUAUCUCCUUCUUGGGUGGAGAAGAAGCUCCAAGGUGGUGAUAAUACUAAUCCUUUUCACUGAUUAAUUAAUAAUUAGUAAUUAAGCCCUAAUUAUGUAUUAAUUAGUGUCGCAGUUAAAAGCCGGUUUUUUUUCAUGCAUACAAAUUAUAAAU